UGGUCUUACAUUUAUAGUAAAUUUAAAAUCUUUGGGCUUUAAACUGUUGCCUCGACAAAAUAAAACAUUUGAUGAAGUCACCUUGUUCUCGAAGAGUGUGAUGGAGUUCACUUGUGUUUUAUAGACUAAACCUUUAAUCGAGAAAGUAAUGGACAGAUUAAUUGUUAACAGAAACAAUCGCUGCAGCCCUAAUGUGAGUUCAACAGCGAGUUAUCCGUUGCUAUAAAAUACCCCUUCAACUUGUGAUUAGUUUUGCUGUAGUGUCUCCCAGAGGGACGCUUGUCAAAUUCAUUAAUCUAUUACUCAAUAUGAAAGAUGACCAAUAGUUUGAUGCAUUGUCUUCUCGGUUUGAUCCAUAAUGUAUCAGACAGUAGCCUGAUAUUUUGCCUAUUAUUUAACUGAGUCAGGAUUUCACACUUUUAAUCAACUACAGAAAAUGACAAACAAUUCCGAUAACAGAAUAAUCAUUUCAUUAAUCAUUAACCAUUAAUCAAGUCAUUUAUCAAGCACAAAUGCCAAACAUUUAAUAAUCAGUUAUGAUGGAGCCACUUUUUCCACUCUAGAUGUCCAGAAGUUUGAUAAUAGAAGUCCCUUCCUUCAGCCAUUCCUCCUCCUUGACCCUUCUGCUCCUGGUAGGAAAGGAGGAGGGAUAAAGCUGUGGUCGGAGCGGGCAUUGGAGGCACAGCAGCAGCCUAUUUCCUGAGGCAGGAGUUUGGAGCCGGGGUGAAGAUCGACGUGUUUGAAUCUGGGACCGUUGGUGGGCGACUAGCGACAGUGAAGAUCGGGGAUUAUGAGUAUGAGACGGGAGGCUCAAUGAUCCAUCCUCUGAACCUACACAUGAAGCACUUCAUUGAAAAAUUAGGUAUUCCUCCAAGGAAAGAAGUCUCCUCUAAAAUGGCAAUCUUUGAUGGAAAGGAGCUCAUGUUUGAAGAGAGUGACUGGUUUAUAGUCAAUGUCUUUCGCAUGCUCUGGCGAUACGGGUUCAACUUUCUUCGAAUGCAGAUGUGGGUGGAGAGUGUUCUCGACAAAUUUAUGAGGAUCUACCAGUAUCAGCAGUAUGGCUACUCGUUCUCCAGUGUGAAGACGCUCUUGCACGCAAUGGGCGGCGACGGUUUUCUUGCCCUGAUGAAUCAGACUCUGGAGGAAACCAUGAUAGGCGAAGGAUUUUCACAGAUCUUCCUCAACGAUAUUGUCGCACCCAUCACUCGUGCCAACUAUGGUCAGAGUGUCCGCAUCCAUGGCUUUGUGGGGGCCGUGUCAUUAGCAGGAGCAGAUUCGGGCCUGUGGGCAGUGGAUGGAGGCAAUAAGAGAGUUUGCUCAGGACUGCUAUACAACAGUAAAAGUGAGCUCAUCCCUGCCAGAGUGACUUCCAUUGCAGUCAGGGUUCGACCUUCCAAGAAAGGCACCACAGCCAGUUUCUACGAGGUCAGUUACGUUGGGGAAUCAGGUUCAGCGCACUCUCUCUAUGACAUAGUGGUAAUAGCAACGCCACUUCACCAGGGAAAAUAUGACAUCACCUUCUCAGGCUUCUCCCCUCCGAUCCCGUCUCACUACCCUGGCCACUACCACCAGACGGUGUCAACCGUGGUCCACGGCUUGCUUAAUACGUCCUACCUCGGGACCGCGGAGCCGGCCUCAGAGUUCACCGUGUCUGAUGUCCUCACCACUGACUCGAAGGGCUCCGUCAUCAGCAGCCUGAUCUCUCUCAACCCCGUGCACAUCCCUGCGGGUUACACACAGCCCCCCGCCAGCCAAGCGAAAGUCUGGAAGGUUUCCUCCUCACAGCCGCUGUCUCAAGAGCAGCUGCAGAACAUGUUCCUCUCCUGGGAUUCGGUCUCUGAGACUCGGUGGCUGGCUUAUCCUGCGUACCGCUCACCGCAUCGUAAGACCCCUCCCUUCAUCCUGCACAACCGACUUUACUACCUCAAUGCUGUGGAGUGGGCAGCUAGCGCCAUGGAGAUGAGCGCCAUUUCUGCCAGGAACGUGGCCCUGCUGGCCCACCAUCGCUGGCACGGCCAGGUCGGCAAGAUCGACCAGGAGGACCUGCACACCCGACUAAGAGGGGAACUCUGAAAAAAGAGAACUACUUGAGAUGCGAGCCAAAAGCAAUAAAAUACUAUCAAUCAAGUACAGUAUAUACUUAUACAGAUGGUGUUGGGCAUGCCUGCCGCACUGUAAUAACUCUCCAGUCAGGGUAAAACCUAACUCUCUUUCAGGUACCUGCGAUGCUCUGGGCUCUUUAAACUCUUUAAACUGGGUCUUAUUUUUGCAGUUUUGGCCAUCAUUUCUAUCGGUCAGGUAACAGUGUACUCCCCAAAGUAACUGCUGAAACCUGGGAACACCGUGCCAUUAGAGCUGAUACGUUAGUUGAUUAAACGAUUGGUCCAUCAAAAGAAAAUGAAUCUGCAACUAUUCUGAUAAUUGAUUAAUCAUUUCAGUCAGGCUUCAAACAAAGAUGCCAUAUAUUCAAUGGUUUCAGCUUCUUAAAUGGUAGAUUUUCCUACUUAUCAUUGUCUUACUUUAUAGUAAAGUGAAAAGCUUUGGGUUAUAGACUGUUCUUUGGACAAAGCAAGACUGUUUUUCUUCUCUCUUGUAGACCAAUCAAUAAAUUGAGAAUACUAUCUGAAGAUCAAUCAAAAACCAAUAUAAGCGUUAGUGGCAGGCCUAAGGGACAUUGCUGCAUAGUCUGACAGGGCAACGAACACGAGCAGUCAAACAAUCAGAUUGUUUUAAACACAUCCAACAGUUUAACCGGAUUUUCUGGAUAAAACCACACAAAACUUGAAAUAUGGCAUGUUAAACCUGAACCAGGAAGUCAUGUAAACCGACAGUUUGCGUCAUAAUUUUACUCAUCCAAAUAAGUCUGGCUAACCCAGGUCUGGUUUAUCUACUCAUGUUUCUUGCCUCUAUCUGAAUUCUUUUUCUUUAGCACUGUCCCACCUUUCCAAGUCUCAGCAGUUAACUUGUUGAGUACAAUGUUAAUAUUACAAUGUUGGCCAAAACUAAGAAGAAAAAGACCAACGUUGUAAUAAACGGGAAAUGAUCCUUUAAUCACUCUAACAGUGGCUGCAGUUCAUCGCUAUCAGUGUUGAAACCUGAAGGCAUCACCAGCAGCAGCAGCACAAAUCACACUAAAUGGUGGAACUACAUUGAACUGUGCUGAAUUUUGUAAUCACUGUGAACCAUGCUGCACUGCAGGGUAGACAUAUUGUCUAGAAGAGUGUCUUGAACAAAUUUUUAUAUUUUAUUUUAUUUUUUAUUUAAUGUGCAUCCCCGCUGUUAUACGGUACAGCUAACAUUUAAGAAAUCAGCCUGUUGGUGCCACGCAAACCUACCAUUGAUACCCUUUAGCCAAAUUCUUGCAUAGUGUUCAUUAAUGCAAUGAUGUCCCUUUAAUGGGGGAUUUGUGUGUCUUUUUAAUGAUUUCCUCAGUCUCUCUACCUCCUCAGCAAAUUAUUGCAUAUUUUGUUAGCACAGGCAGCUGUCAGCAAGAGAGUUGUGCCACCAAGAAGUUUUUUUUGUUUGUUUUUUUUUUUUUUGUAAAUUGGAUGAUAUGGAUGUUAUAAAAAGUAUUAACAAAUUAAUCUAUUUUCUUACUAUUUAAAUAGACUGAUAAUAUGUAAUAAUGUUGCAGAGAGUCUAAUCAGAUUGAACAUUUAAAACUAUUUAGGUGCCUUAAAGCUCUCAAAAUAAUUGGCUUAUGUGUUUAUCUCCCAGUAAUUUUAGAAAUCAUUUGGGUUUUCCAACAUCAUUUUUAAUGGAGUGAAAAUUGCCACCAGUCUUACCACCAGGACCAAACUGCAUUGAGGCUGAUGCAGUCCUGUAUUUCGUUGUAACAAAUUAAGGCAUAUUCUGUCACUGAAAGACACUGGACCUACCUGGACCACUUUCAAGUUCUUUAGCUACUUUGGGAAGACCACCACGGUUUGCAGAUUGUUUCUUAAGCACUUUUAGAGGUGUAUUUUUCUAGAUUUUUGAAAAAGGUUCUGCGGUUUUGAGUAUGUGUCGACACAUACUAUGCCUAGAAUAUUAAUCGUGCACUUUAAUUGAUAGAAAAGCUUCAGUUUUACACUGAAGUCCAUUUGCAAAUGCCACAACAACAACAACGAUGUUCAGUAUCUACACUGGAUUCUUCUGCACAAAUAAAAUGAAACCUUUACUUAAAAAUUGUUUUUAUUUCAAACAAUACUGAAUACCUCCCAGACCAUACUGUAUGUUUUGAAAGUGUUUAAAUCACAAUAAAGUGAUGAGACCCUG
Molecule: messenger RNA, 4257 nt
Organism: Xiphias gladius (swordfish)
Lineage: Eukaryota; Metazoa; Chordata; Actinopteri; Istiophoriformes; Xiphiidae
Gene: pcyox1
Product: prenylcysteine oxidase 1
Exons: 6
Coding region: 814-2073 (419 amino acids)
Biological process (GO): prenylated protein catabolic process; prenylcysteine catabolic process
Molecular function (GO): prenylcysteine oxidase activity
Source: RefSeq, a predicted model, not a curated record